UGUGAUAUUUUCGUUUCUAGAUUGUUCAUCCAAGGCAUAAAUUUCAAGUUUUAGAAUUUGAAUUACAUUUAAGAAUUUAAAUUAUUGUAAUUGGUGACUACUCCCUGGUUUUAGAACUAUUCGGUAUUUUAUAGUAACGCUAAUUCAUUUUUUAACUAUUGAAUAGUAGCCAGUAACCGGCUUUUCAUUGAAAGCAAUUAAAAGUUAAAAUAGUACACGCGUUAUUCAAUAAACAAAAAGUAUUGCAUCUGGUCUAUUACAAAGACGCUCCACUAUGUCUAACACCAAGAUGAAUGAGUUGCGGAGCGACAUCGAUGAGUUAAAAAUUCUAUUAAAUCAGGCGAAUCGAAAAAGGGUGCAAGAUUUUUUGUCUCUAGAAAUUCGUAAAUUAGAAACAGAGUGGAUUAAGCUAAAGGAAAAUGUCAAAGAGACUCCAUUGGAAAUUGUUACACCUGCACCAUCAGUAUCUGUUCAAAAGAAGAGGACUCAGAUAAAAUUAAAUGGAUAUGGCUGGGAUCAAUCAGACAAGUAUGUAAAGGUAUUUGUCACUCUAAAGGAUGUACAGACUAUACCAAAAGAGCGAGUUACCUGUAAUUUAACUGAGAAGUCAAUGGAACUGCAUGUUGAAGACUUGGACAGCAAGGAUUACAAAUUGGUGAUAAAUAAUUUACUUUAUCCCAUUAAUGUUGCUGAAUCCCAUUGGAAACAGAAGACAGACAUGGUUGUUAUAUUUCUUGCAAAAUCUGAACCCACCAAAUGGUCUCACAUGACUGAAAUAGAGAAAAAAUUUGAAGACAAACGUAGUAGUCGUUUGAAGCCAGAGCCCGCUGAAACUGAUAAUAAGGAUCCUCAGGCAUCUAUUAUGAGCCUUAUGAAAAAUAUGUAUGAAACUGGAGAUGAUGAUAUGAAGAGAAUGAUCACCAAAGCCUUCUAUGAAGGCCAACAAAAAAACAAAAGUAACACUGUAGAUUUGUGAAUAAGGUGUUAGAUGGUAUUUAGUUUUUAAGUUAAAUUGUAAUCUUAAGUAUUGAAAUAAAAACAUAUUUCAAAUAA
This is a messenger RNA of Pieris rapae (cabbage white), 1053 nucleotides long. Its product is annotated as calcyclin-binding protein. The transcript has 5 exons. Gene Ontology annotation, cellular component: nucleus. Gene Ontology annotation, biological process: heart development. The record is from RefSeq and is a predicted model, not a curated record. Bases 275 to 976 code for a protein of 233 amino acids. Gene Ontology annotation, molecular function: S100 protein binding; ubiquitin protein ligase binding; tubulin binding. NCBI's taxonomy places the organism in Eukaryota, Metazoa, Arthropoda, Insecta, Lepidoptera, Pieridae.